AACCAAUCCAUAACUUAGGGUUUUCUCGCGCUGUUUUACAAUAUAAGUGGAGGCGCCCAUUUCACUGUGAAAUUGGCAGCAAAUACGAGGUAGGAGAAGAUCCCCGUCGUCCGCCGCUGUAAACCAUGAAGCACAACAAUGUUAUUCCCAACGGACACUUCAAGAAGCAUUGGCAAAACUAUGUAAAGACUUGGUUUAAUCAGCCUGCACGGAAGGCCAGGAGAAGAAAUGCAAGGCAGCAGAAGGCAAUCAAGAUCUUUCCUAGGCCCACAGCUGGUCCACUUCGUCCAGUUGUACGUGGCCAGACCUUAAAAUACAACAUGAAGGUCAGAGCUGGUAGGGGAUUUUCACUAGAGGAGCUUAAGGCUGCAGGCAUUGCAAAGAAACUUGCACCAACUAUCGGUAUUGCUGUCGAUCACAGGCGUCGCAACAGUUCCUUGGAGGGUUUCCAGAAAAAUGUUCAGAGGCUAAAGACAUUCAAGGCCAAGCUUGUUGUCUUCCCAAGGCGUGCUCGCAAGGUUAAGGCUGGUGAUUCUUCACCUGAGGAAUUGGCAACAGCCACCCAAGUCACGGGUCCUUUCUUGCCGAUUGUAAGUGAGAAACCAACCAUUGAGCUUGUGAAGGUCACUGAAGACAUGAAGUCAUUCAAAGCAUACGACAAGCUGCGUCUGGAGAGAACAAACGCACGCCACGUUGGUGUUAGAGCCAAGAGGGCAGCAGAGGCUGAGAAGGAAGAGAAGAAGUAGGGAAAGUUUGUGUGAGUUUUUGAUUCUGCAAACUGUUUAAUCUGUUUUGCGUUGGGGCUGGACCAGCAGGUCUUGAUUUGUUUGAAAAUUUUCCUAGUAUUAUCGUUUGUAUGAAUUUUCAGAGACUGGGAAUAUUUCAUCGUUUCACA
Messenger RNA from Salvia splendens (bonfire salvia), 895 nucleotides. RefSeq names its product 60S ribosomal protein L13-1. Lineage: Eukaryota; Viridiplantae; Streptophyta; Magnoliopsida; Lamiales; Lamiaceae. The transcript has 5 exons. The record is from RefSeq and is a predicted model, not a curated record. Gene Ontology annotation, molecular function: structural constituent of ribosome; RNA binding. Gene Ontology annotation, cellular component: cytosolic large ribosomal subunit; ribosome. The coding region runs from base 126 to 746 and encodes 206 amino acids. Gene Ontology annotation, biological process: translation.